Penicillium robsamsonii is the source of this 246-nucleotide messenger RNA. RefSeq lists its product as uncharacterized. Bases 1 to 246 code for a protein of 81 amino acids. Lineage: Eukaryota; Fungi; Ascomycota; Eurotiomycetes; Eurotiales; Aspergillaceae. The record is from RefSeq and is a predicted model, not a curated record. The transcript has a single exon.
AUGGUUAUGGAUUUCACGGUCAUUGAAGAUAUUGAAAAGGGUGACUGUAUUGGCAAUUCCGGUGGUGUCGUCCCCGGCGGAGAUCACGGUAAGAAGCUUAUCACGAAGACCCUGUUUGUCCGGGACUGCAUAGCCCUUCUCGGGAAGCGGAACGAGCAGACGCUCCAUGAUGGUAGGGGAUUUUCCCCGCUGCUGCUGCUGCCACGGCGAUAUACUCAUCGAUGCGGCGAGCGGCAAACUAGAUAG